AUGCUGAUGCGUCCGUGGGUCCUUCAUGCAUGCCAUACCGCCGCGUCAUUCCAUCUCGGCGUCCAUCGUACACAGCGUCUGCUCGAGCGCUUCUACUGGUGGAUUGGUUUGGAUCGUUCCGUGCGCUGGUGGCUUCGGGCGUGUUUGGUGUGUCAAGCUCGCAAGACUUCACGUCAGACUGCUCGGUGGCCCGUCAUCGCUAUGCCAUUGCCGCAGGGGCCUGGUACGGUCGUCGGCGUCGACUUCUUCGGACCUCUGCCAGUGACUGCCAAGGGCAACUCCAACAUUUUGUUGCUCACAGACCGUUUCAGUUGGAGAGCCGACAUGUUCGCAGUUACAGCGGCGGAAUUUACGGCGAGAGGGACGGCUCACAUCUUCGUCAACCAAUACAUGACCAAGUGGGGAUGUCCGACUUUGUUAUUGUCGGACAACGGACUGCAUUUCUGCUCGAAGCUCUCCAUGGCGAUCUACGAGGUGAUGAAGAUCAAGAAGGUCACCACCAGCUCCUCCCACCCACAGACCAACGGCGGCACGGAACGCGUCAAACACACGAUGGCCCAGAUGCUUGCGGUGGUCGUCAACGAACAGCCAAACGAUUGGGACAUACAUCUCCCGCACGUUGAGUUUGCCUACAACAAUUCCGUGAACCAGUCUACUGGAUUAGCGCCAAAAGAGAUCCACAUCGGACGCAUCCCGCGACUCCCGCUUUCAGUCUUCGAUCAUCCCACGGUAGGUGGUCAUCAAAGCUUGGCCCGCGAUCAACUCAAGUAUUGCAACCUGGCUGUCGAUCGCCAGCGCCGAGCCUACGAACUUGUCCGUGAGUACAACGCGCUGAAGAUUUCGCGAGUCGAACGCCGAAAUUCAUCCCUGCUGGACGCCAUUCGCAAGCUCCUUCAGUUUACGGUUGGCGGGUGGGUUUGGGCGUACAAUACGGCUGCUUCAGUGCGACAGGGUGUACAGAAGGACACGGACCAACAGGUGCUCAAGGCCAAAUUCGCACUUUCCUGGACGGGGCCCUACAAAGUUCUUGCGGUGGGUCCC
Messenger RNA from Ectocarpus sp. CCAP 1310/34, 1041 nucleotides. NCBI's taxonomy places the organism in Eukaryota, Phaeophyceae, Ectocarpales, Ectocarpaceae. The record is from the annotation of a GenBank genome assembly.